AUGUUAUUGGCUAGUACCUCUGUAAAGCGCUUAAUAUCACCAGCUCCGGCGCGUAUUCGACAGGAGAAACGCUUUUUCAGGAGCAUUCGGAGUGUUUUAGCUGAGUUUAUUUCAAAUAGGUUUAAUUUCGAAAGAGUCGCGACACUUGGGCCUGAUUUAGCUUGCCUAGAAUGGCUUAUGGAGUGUGGAGCUACAAAGGUUGAAAUGAGCGAUGGGACUGUAAUCAAACGCAUAUCAGAAAUGAAGUCAUAUAUAAAAAAUUUCGGUUUGAAUGGUCGCGAGACGGUUGAUGCAAGCGAUUCAGCAAUCUCCGAUUCAGGAUUCCUUUAUUUCCGUGAAUGUUAUGGAAUCGAAGAGUUGAUUUUGAACUUCUGUGAUUAUUUUGGAGAUGAAGCCAUUAGGAUCUUAGCAACAGGCCGUACAGCUUACUCCUUGAAAAACUUGGAGAUAGUGAUGAACCCGUGCGUCAGUGACGUUUCAAUAUAUUGGAUAGUCAGGAUGAAAAAACUUCGCAGGAUUCAUAUGUACUUCUUACCUUACAUUUCUAAUCCAGUAGCUGCAUCUCGCCAUUUGAAGCUUGCACUACCAAAAUGUAAUGUUACUUUUCCUUCUGUUGGAAAAGUUGGAUUCGGAUAUGGCACCAAAUAG
Messenger RNA from Enterobius vermicularis (human pinworm), 648 nucleotides. The record is from the annotation of a GenBank genome assembly. Lineage: Eukaryota; Metazoa; Nematoda; Chromadorea; Rhabditida; Oxyuridae.